Molecule: messenger RNA, 5272 nt
Organism: Sinocyclocheilus anshuiensis
Lineage: Eukaryota; Metazoa; Chordata; Actinopteri; Cypriniformes; Cyprinidae
Product: thrombospondin type-1 domain-containing protein 7A-like
Exons: 28
Coding region: 266-5170 (1634 amino acids)
Source: RefSeq, a predicted model, not a curated record
CAGCUGCAGUAGGCAGAGGACAGCGGCAGGAUUAGCAGCAGUGGCUGCCGUUUGCUAUUGUUCAGCCAGAACGUUCUCCUUUUCGCUCCAGCCAACCAUAGGAGCAGAAGCCGAGGAGAUCCGCCACAUGCGCCGUUCCUUUGGGGAACACUAACUGAAGAGGCACGCAAACUCUUUCAGUCUGUGUGACUGAACUUCUUUCUCUGCUCUCAUUGGGGUUUCUUUUCCUCCUGACCGAGUGGAUUUUACCCGACUCAGGGGAGCCAUGGGACUUGGGGUUAGGGGUGCAAGGACAGCGCCCCUGUGUUUAUGGAGGUUAUUUUUACUGCUCUGUGGAAUCUGGACCACUUGCUCCCAAACGACAGGAGACGGGAAGUCACUGUACUUCUGGGAGACAGGUCCAUGGGGCAGAUGUAUGGGCAGCGAGUGCGGUCCAGGAGGCAGUCAGAGUCGGGCGGUGUGGUGCGCUCAUGUGGAAGGCUGGACGACCCUUCACACCAACUGUCUUCAGUCCACGAGGCCGGCCAACCAACAGAGCUGCUUCCGCGUCUGCGACUGGCACAAGGACCUAUACGACUGGCGGCUAGGCGAGUGGAACCAGUGUGUUCCCAUAUCGCUGCAGACCGGCCGCACGGGCGUUUGCCUGCAGGGCGAAGAGGGCAUCCAGACACGGGAGGUGAACUGUGUGCUCAAGGCGGACAGCUCAGCUGCCGACGACGCCAUCUGUGAGUACUUUGAGCCCAAACCCCGGCAGGAACAGGCCUGUUUAAUUCCUUGCCCUCAAGACUGUGUGGUGACCGAGUUCACCCCGUGGACCACAUGCUCCAAGACCUGCGGGCUGGGCCUGCAGAACCGCGUCCGCUCCAUCGUGGCACCGCCGCUUUUCGGCGGGCUUCCUUGCACCAAUCUGACGGAGUUCCAGACGUGUGCGCCGAGGGCCUGCGAGGGCAGAGAGACGGUGUUCAGUCUGAAAGUGGGCGGAUGGAGCGAGUGCAAGCUGCCAUCUUUACCGCCCCCUCCGACCUCCUCUGCCGCCCCCUUGCGCACCGCCCGCCAGGCCCGCCGGCGGAACGGCAAAGAGAGGAAAGGGAACCGGGACCCGGAGAUGCGCGAGCUUAUUAAGAGCAAAAGGAACCGCAACAAGCUGAAUCGACUAGAGGACGAGCUCUGGAACAUGGAAAUAGGCUACCAGUCUCGGCAAGUGGUUUGUGUGCAUCGAAACGGAAGCACGGUGUCACUCAGCCAGUGUCCCCACUGGAGUCUUCCGGAGACGUUCCAGUCCUGCCUGAUGACUAAAGACUGUGUGGUCAGUGAAUGGAGCGUGUGGGGCUCCUGCUCAAAGACCUGCUCAGACCCUAGUGUUCCUCAGGGCACACACUCCCGCAGCAGACAGCUGAUACGGCUUCCUACCGGAGGAGGGUCUGAGUGUCCCCAGCUGGAGGAAAGCCAGGCCUGUGAACCUGAAGGGGACGAGGUGCCGCCCUGCGCCACUUAUGCCUGGCGGACCACUGAAUGGAGCGAAUGUCGUGUUGACGCACUGCUCAGCCAGCAGGACCGGCGGCGUGGGAAUCAGACGGGUUUGUGUGGUGGAGGUGUGCAGAGCAGAGAAGUGUACUGCUUCCAGGCCAAUGCAGAACUUCUCAGCUACAUCUAUAACAACAAAGACAAACAAGCAUUGAAACCCGUCGACGUUCUGCUCUGCAAGGGAACGACUCUGAGUACCACGCAGCUGUGUCAAAUCCCGUGCCCUGUGGAGUGUGAAGUGUCCCCGUGGGGCGCCUGGGGGCCCUGCACCUGUGAGAAUUGCGAUGAACGCGUCGUGAAGAAAGGUUUCAAGUUCAGACGACGUACAAUCACUAAUUACCCCACGGGUGGCGAGGGGAACUGUCCUCAUCUGGUGGAGGCCAUCCCGUGUGAUGAUCCCAGCUGUUUUAGCUGGCAGCUAGUCAAGCUAGAGGAGUGUAUCCCUGAAGAAGACAUGGACUGUGGAGAGGGAACGCAGACUCCACAGGUCCGCUGCAUCAACAGCGAAGGUACAGAGGUGGAGAAGGAGAUGUGUGUGGAUGAGGUCUACCCUUCAUCUGUGCCCUGUGUGGUUCCCUGCCCUAAAGACUGCGCUCUCAGUCUCUGGACCGAAUGGUCCACCUGCUCCCAGACCUGCUCCAGCAAAACCGCCGAGGGCAAGCAGAUGAGAACACGAGCCAUACUGGCAUACAAUGCAGGAGAAGGAGGUUCCAGCUGUCCGAACACCAGCACCCUGCAGGAGGUUCGGAACUGUAAUGAGCAUCCUUGCAUCGUGUAUCACUGGCAGACGGGCCAGUGGGGACAAUGUGUGGAGGAUACCACUACAUCCAUAAAUUCCUCCUCCAGCGCAGAAAAAUCCACCUGCACCGUGGGUGUGCAAACGCGCAAGGUCAUCUGCGUAAAAGUCAACGUCGGGCAGGUACCGCCCAAAAAAUGUCCUGAAGCCCCUCGCCCGGAGUCAGUAAGACCCUGUCUGCUGCCCUGCAAAAGAGACUGUAUCGCCACACCCUUCAGUGAAUGGACAGAGUGUCCCACAUCCUGUGAAACAGGUACAAAUGCGCAGAAGAAUAAACAGUUUCGCUAUCGAAUGAUCAUCCAGAUGUCAGCUAAUGGAGGUCAGGAGUGUCCAGACGUCCUCUAUGAAGAGAAAGACUGUCCGACUCCAUCUGUCUGUCCGGUUUACAGGUGGAAAACGCACAAGUGGCGUAAAUGUCAGCUGGUCCCAUGGAGCAUCCGCAGAGACAGUAAAGGAGCUCAGGAGAACUGUGGAGCUGGAGUCCAAACUAGAGCUAUCUCGUGUAGGCAGCUGGAUGGUACAGUGGCUGAUGUGGUUCAGUGUCUGAAGUUUGCCAGCAGCAUGCCGGUUAUGAGCCAGCCCUGCCAGUUACUGUGCCGAGACGACUGCCAGCUCUCCAACUGGUCCAAGUUCUCUCCUUGCACCUCAGACUGCGUAGGGGUCCGUACGCGGAGGAGAGCUCUCGUGGGAAAAAGCAAGAAGAAGGAUAAGUGUAAGAAUGGCCAGAUGUACCCACUGAGCGAGACCCAGUACUGCCCCUGUGACAAAUACAACGCCCAGCCGGUGGGAAACUGGUCUGACUGCAUCCUGCCCGAGGGCCGCGUGGAGAGCGCCGUGGGCAUGAAGGUCCAGGGAGACGUUAAAGAGUGCGGACAGGGCUACCGCUACCAGGCCAUGGUGUGCUACGACCAGGACAACAAGCUCGUGGAGACGUCACGCUGUAACAGUCAUGGGUAUAUAGAGGAGGCCUGCAUCGUCCCCUGCCCGUCUGAUUGUAAACUCAGUGAAUGGUCCAACUGGUCUCGCUGCAGUAAAUCCUGUGGCAGUGGGGUCAAAGUUCGCUCAAAAUGGCUCAGAGAAAAGCCUUACAAUGGAGGAAGACCCUGUCCAAAACUGGAUCACCUUAACCAGGCACAGGUCUAUGAGGUGGUCCCGUGCGUCAGUGACUGCAGUCAGUAUAUCUGGGUAGCUGAACCCUGGAGUGUGUGGAAAGUCAGUAACGUGGAUCUGAAGGAGAACUGUGGCGAGGGCGUUCAGACCAGAAGAGUCAGGUGUAUGUUGAACACAGUGGACGGUCCCACUGAUGCGGUGGAGGACUAUCUGUGUGAUCCAGAGGAGAUGCCACAGGGCACGAGGGAGAACCGACUGCCCUGUCCCGAGGACUGUGUGCUGUCCGACUGGAGCCCCUGGACCCCAUGUGACCUGCCAUGUUCUGGAAGAGGAGAUCGAGAGAGGACGGCGUUUGCCCUGCGUCUGCCUAAAGAGGGAGAGGACUGUCCGGUUAGCAUGCAGACCGAGCCCUGCCUCCUGAACCGCAACUGCUUUCACUACAGUUACAACAUCACCGACUGGAGCACGUGCCAAUUAAGUGCCAGCGCUGUGUGUGGAAUCGGUCUCAAGACGAGGAUGCUGGACUGUGUUAGAAGUGACGGCAAAUCUGUUGACCUCAAGUACUGCGAAGAGCUGCGCUUAGAGAAGAAAUGGCAGAUGAAUGCUUCCUGUACGGUGGAGUGUCCAGUCAACUGCCAGCUCUCUGAUUGGUCAGCAUGGUCAGACUGCUCACAGACCCGUGGCCUUGAAGGGAAGAUGUGGCGCAGACGGACGGUGGUUGAGGCGUCUCAGGGGGAUGGCAGGCCGUGUCCGUCUCAGAUGGAGCAGUGGAAGCCAUGUCCUGUGCGACCCUGUUACAGAUGGCAGUACGGCCCAUGGUCCGAGUGUCGUGUUGAGGAGGUGGUGUGCGGGGUGGGACUGCGUUUCCGGAACCUGUCAUGCUUUGUAUCAGACGGCUCCGGCGAUGGGAAGAGCAGCAUUGUAGAGGAAGAGCUCUGUGCUGGAUUGGAGCAGGCCGUCGACGGAGAUAAAAAUAUUAUUCUGGAGGAGACCUGCACUUUACCCUGCCCUGGUGACUGUUACCUGAUGGAGUGGUCCGACUGGAGCCCGUGUCAGAGUGUGUGUGUGAAGGGUCAGCGUUUGGACUUCACUCCGGUGCAGGUCCGUUCACGUGCCGCCAUCGCACAGGAACCAGAGAACAUCGCUCAGUGCCCCGAUCAGGAGUGGCAGUCCCGGCCCUGCAGCUUUGGUGAGUGUUAUGAGUACCAGUGGAUGGGCAGUCCUCAGCUGAUCUGGUGUCAGCGCUCAGAUGGAAUAAACGUCACAGGUGGAUGCCCUCCAAUGCUCCUGCCAGGGACGGACCAGUCAUGUGAUCCACCUUGUGACAAACCACAGACAUUCUGCUCAGAGGAGGGCGUAUGUAUGUGUGAGGAGGGCUAUACCGAGGUGCUGACGGCCGAGGGGAUGCUGGAGCAGUGUACACCCAUCCCUGUGCUCGAAAUCCCCACUGCAGGGGACAAGAAAUCUGAUGUGAAGACCAGCCGGGCCAUCAACCCCACCCUGCCCACCACGGUACAGCCUGGCCGUGUCGGACGCACCUGGUACCUGCAACCCUUUGGACCAGAUGGAAAGCUGAAGACAUGGGUGUAUGGUGUGGCGGCAGGUGUCUUUGUCCUCCUGAUAUUUAUAGUGUCGAUGAUUUACCUCGCAUGCAAAAAGCCAAAGAAACCUCAGCGAAGACAAAACAAUAAUCGAUUGAAACCCCUGACCCUGGCGUAUGACGGAGAUGUGGACAUGUAGCCUUUCUCGGAAAACUAACGUCAUGAAAGUAUCAUCAGCAAAUGGUUGAAUCUCAUGAAAACAUGGGUCACAUUAUACCCCAAAUUCUAAUGAAAAAAAAAU